Zootermopsis nevadensis is the source of this 689-nucleotide messenger RNA. RefSeq names its product nuclear receptor 2C2-associated protein. Lineage: Eukaryota; Metazoa; Arthropoda; Insecta; Blattodea; Termopsidae. The record is from RefSeq and is a predicted model, not a curated record.
AGUACUGCCAACAUGAGAAUGUAAUCGUGUUAUUAGAGGUAUGAUUGGUUUAGUAUCACUCGAAGUGAGGUAAUUUUUUUAGAUAGAAGAGUUAUACUUUACAGUCGGGACUACAGCAGUAUUAGAACGUUGCUAAAAGCUGUAUUUUUUGAAACCCGUGCAAGGAGCGGCUAUUAAAUGACAUCUGUUUUGAAAGAAGGAACAUUUGAUUAUAGAUUACGUGCCGUAUUCUUCAGGGUAAGUUCGGUCCUCAACAGGGAUGUUAAACAGUUUGGAAAGAAACAUCUCUUUGAUGAUGAUGAAGAAACUUGCUGGAAUUCUGAUCAGGGAUCACCACAGUGGAUUGACCUUAAUCUGCAUAAGAAACAAACCAUAAAUACGUUCCACAUUCAGUUUCAAGGUGGUUUUGUUGGUCGUGACUGUCAUCUAGAAGCUGGAUUUGAAGACGGAUCACUGGAAAUAGUGGAACAUUUUUAUCCCGAAGAUAUAAAUUCUUUGCAGAUAUUCAAACUGAAAAAACCUAUUUCCGCUAAACAUCUAAGGUUUGUUUUUAAAGGAAGCACAGACUUCUUUGGUAGAAUAGUUAUCUAUAAGUUGGAAAUCCUAAGUACAACGUGAUAAUGUAUUAAAAAUAUGUAUUCUGUAAUCUCAACAUUUAAAUACUGUGAAAUAUAUUAAAUGUCCUUACA